AAAAUUAAUUUAUGUAAUAAUAAAAAAGAUCCAGACGAAAUUGCCCCUGUAAAGCUAAGGCAAGAGGGAGACGAAGGGGGGUUUUGACGUAAAUUGAGAGUGACAGUGGGGUAGGUGCUUUUCCUGAAUCUACGCUAGGCCGUUGACAAUGAUUGUCUUUGGUGCACCAAAUGACUAUUGACUAUUGACUAUUGACUAUUGACUAUUGAGGCUUAGCCUUAGCCUGCUUCCUUUUUACAUCACUCAACCAACACUUCUCUUCUCUGUCUCUUCUUAUAUCAUUAAUCCCCAAAUCCCCCGUUAGGGUUUCCUCUCCAUCAAUGGCUUCCAAUUCCAUCCUUUGCAUAAACGACGUCUUAACCGACGACGAGCUGCGUUUCAUUCUUGGCCGCGUCGAUACCGACAAGGACAAGGAAACCUUCGGGUUGGUAUGCAAGCGAUGGCUUCUGUUGCAGAGCACUGAAAGGAAGAAGCUUGCCGCACGUGCGGGCCCCCACAUGCUCCGCAGAAUGGCCGAUAGGUUCACACGCUUGCUCGAAUUGGACCUUGCCCAGUCCGUUUCUCGCUCCUUCUAUCCCGGCGUCACCGAUUCCGACCUCGCCGUCAUCGCCAACGGCUUCACAUGCUUGAAGAUCCUCAAUUUGUAUAAUUGCAAAGGAAUUACAGAUGCUGGAAUGAAAGCGAUUGGUGAAGGUCUUUCCUCAUUGCAGUCGUUGGAUGUGUCUUACUGUAGAAAGUUGACUGACAAGGGAUUAUCAGCUGUUGCCAAAGGCUGUUGUGACUUGCGGGUAUUGCAUAUGGCUGGUUGCAGAUCUGUUACUGAUGCUGCAUUAGAAGCUCUCUCCAAAAACUGUUCUAACUUAGAGGAGUUAGGGUUGCAAGGCUGCACAAGUAUUACUGACAAUGGACUCAUAAACCUUGCAAGUGGCUGUCCACGGAUCAGGUUUUUAGACAUCAAUAAAUGCAGUAAUGUCAGUGAUGUUGGGGUUUCUAGUAUUUCUAGGGCUUGUUCGUCUUAUCUCAAGACAUUGAAACUGUUAGAUUGCUACAAAAUUGGGGAUGAAACUAUAUUAUCCCUGGCCGAAUUCUGUGGUAAUCUGGAGACUUUGAUUAUUGGUGGUUGCCGGGAUGUCUCUGCUGAUGCGAUAAAGUCGCUGGCUACUGGGUGUGGAAGCAGCCUUAGAAGCUUGAGGAUGGAUUGGUGUCGAAACAUUUCUGAUUCUUCAUUGAGCUGUGUUUUGAGUCAAUGCAGAAACCUUGAGGCACUGGAUGUUAGUUGCUGUGAAGAGUUGACGGAUGCUGCUUUUCAGCUUAUAAGCAAUGAGGAGCCUGGAUUGAGUUUGAAGAGUUUGAUGGUUAGUUGUUGUACGAAGAUCACAGUAGCGGGUAUAGGCAUUAUUAUGGAUAAAUGCACUUCUCUGCAAUACUUGGAUGUGAGGUCAUGCCCGCAUAUUACAAAGGCUGGCCUCGAUGCUAAUUUCCAUUUUCCUGAAUGCUGCAAGAUUAAUUUUAAUGGUAGCAUCAGUGAGCCUGUUGUGCUUCUUUGAUAUUAUAAAUAUUUUAAAAUAUUGGCUUCAUCGUUGUGUAAACUUUAUUCAUAAGGCGUGCCUUUGUAAAUUUGAUGAGAAUAUGAUUUGUUCUGGUGAUGGUAGUCUUCUUGUGCAACCCAUGUAUCAUGAAUGUCACUGCAAUGAAUGUUAUUGGAUGUAUCAUAUUUUAUUGGUUAGUUCGGUUGUAAAUUUGAAGAGGACAAUCGUUUUUCUUUUUUGUA
This is a messenger RNA of Cajanus cajan (pigeon pea), 1771 nucleotides long. Its product is annotated as RNI-like superfamily protein. The record is from RefSeq and is a predicted model, not a curated record. NCBI's taxonomy places the organism in Eukaryota, Viridiplantae, Streptophyta, Magnoliopsida, Fabales, Fabaceae. Gene Ontology annotation, cellular component: cytoplasm. Gene Ontology annotation, molecular function: protein binding.